UGCCGCUUCAGAUCGCUUCAGAAGUCCGGAUCUGGUUGUGUGGGUUAUUUUUCUGUUCCGUUUGCCUUCCCCUGCUUGUGGAUUACUUGCACGGAUUUCUGGGUGGCUUCCUGGUUCGGCUGCAUCUCCCCGCUGGAAACUCUCGCUUGUGGAUCUGUUACUUUCGGAGAGCUCUGCCUCGUUGUUUUUGGACGCCACUGUGGAUUACAAUUGCAAUAUGACUCUGGAAGACUUGCUGACUUGCGAUAACACGGAGAAGAAGAUGAAGUCGGUCAGUGAAUCCGUGGAGCACCUUCUGGUGGCUGCCCAGCGUCAGGGCUGCCUGACGGUUGGCGUGUACGAGUCUGCCAAGCUCAUGAAUGUCGAUCCGGACAGCGUGGUGCUGUGCCUCCUGGCCAUUGAUGAAGAAGAUGAGGACGACAUUGCCCUCCAGAUCCACUUCACCCUCAUCCAGGCCUUCUGCUGCGACAAUGACAUCAACAUUUUGCGGGUGUCUGGGAUGGAGCGCCUGGCGGCCGUCUUGGGCGAAAGCCCCGCGGACAGCUCCGAGCCACGGGACCUGCACUGCAUCCUGGUGACGAAUCCCCACACAGACUCCUGGAAGAGCCAAGGGUUGGCUGAGGUUGCCAGCUACUGUGAAGAAAGCCGGUGUAACAACCAGUGGGUCCCCUACAUCUCUCUCCAGGCACGCUGAAACGGCGGUCGACGCUGCUUUGUUCUUGUGCCGAAUUUCACGUAUUGGGGGGAAAAAAGCAUAUUUGAAAAGAGGAGUUCUUUUUAAAAAUAAAACAAAACAAAAAUGCCAGCAAUGGCCUGUCGUCUUAUCCGAAGGAGAAGUGGUGAGUGAGUCACUGGAGAUGGGCGGUGAAGAAGACAGGAUGGCUGACGGCUGACGAGGAUGCUGGAGGCGGGGAGAGGCGGCGGUUGGCUAGGUGGCCCGGCUGCUGCGUCGUUGGCUGACUGCUCAGAGAGGAGGAGGAGGAAUGGAGCCAGAAAAGGCUCGCAGCUUCCCAACUCGACUGUGUUGUCUGAGGACUGGCAGAGAAUUACUGUUGCAGUGUAUGAAUGUGGCAACGCCGAUGGUGUUUGCAGAGGGCGGAUCGCCCAGUGCGAGGGACAACUGGAGGUCAGAUGGACAAUCCCCACCGCCCUGCCUUGUGUUUCCCUGCAGAUGGAGGAGGACUGAGGAGAGGAGGCGGGAAUUGCCUCCUUGCAAAGGACUCUAAACUGGAGAGAAAGCAGGAGGAGGAUUCUUAGCCCCUGCUGGUUUAUGCAAAAGAACUGAUUGUCAAAGACAGUUGCAAAUAAACUCUUUAUUAUUAUUAUUAUUUUUUAAACUAGAUACAUAGGUCUUAUUUAUCUAAAAUCAUGCCAGUUUGUCUUUUUUUGCACUUAAAAGCCUCUAACAGAAUCAUCAAAGACAAAUAUAUUCUUCUACCUGAUUUAAGAAAAUUGCAAUAAAGCUCUUUAUAUUCUGAAAACGAA
Molecule: messenger RNA, 1485 nt
Organism: Hemicordylus capensis (graceful crag lizard)
Lineage: Eukaryota; Metazoa; Chordata; Lepidosauria; Squamata; Cordylidae
Gene: GADD45B
Product: growth arrest and DNA damage inducible beta
Exons: 4
Coding region: 218-694 (158 amino acids)
Biological process (GO): regulation of cell cycle
Cellular component (GO): cytoplasm; nucleus
Source: RefSeq, a predicted model, not a curated record